This is a messenger RNA of Drosophila biarmipes, 299 nucleotides long. RefSeq lists its product as uncharacterized. The transcript has 2 exons. Bases 35 to 220 code for a protein of 61 amino acids. NCBI's taxonomy places the organism in Eukaryota, Metazoa, Arthropoda, Insecta, Diptera, Drosophilidae. The record is from RefSeq and is a predicted model, not a curated record.
CAACAGCAGUCCAGGGCGAAGGCAGCAAAGAGAAAUGUUUUCUCAAUCGAUAUUGAUGCAUAUAUUGGCUAUUAUUUUGGUCUGCUGGCUGGGACACGUCACCGGUCAGUCAUCGGCAGAUGAUCAAGAUCUUGAAAUCGGCUCAAAAGGGGAAGGACCUCCGGAAAAGCAAGAGUUUCCUUGGGUUGGUAGUGACUACAAUGUUGAAAAUAUCUUUUAAGUCCCAGAAACACUUGUGAGAGAUAUUUGUACUUGCUUUAAUAAAUAUGUAAUAUUUUAUAAGUCUUCUUAUCAGUAAU